This is a messenger RNA of Penicillium pulvis, 534 nucleotides long. RefSeq names its product mediator of RNA polymerase II transcription subunit 9. The record is from RefSeq and is a predicted model, not a curated record. Gene Ontology annotation, molecular function: transcription coregulator activity. Gene Ontology annotation, cellular component: mediator complex. NCBI's taxonomy places the organism in Eukaryota, Fungi, Ascomycota, Eurotiomycetes, Eurotiales, Aspergillaceae. Gene Ontology annotation, biological process: regulation of transcription by RNA polymerase II. The transcript has a single exon. The coding region runs from base 1 to 534 and encodes 177 amino acids.
AUGGCUUCUAGAUCCCCGACAGCAGCUACUCCGCUGCCGAAGUCGUCCGUCGCGCCCGAGAGUCCCUCCAAAGACGCGACCGAACCUCCCCAAACCGUGCCUUUCCCAUCACCACAGACCUUUGAGAUUAUUCCACCUCUUCAUGGUAUUUUGCUUCGCUUGUUAUCUCAAAAGGGUCCCUCGGAUGGGAGUGGUGGUGCCCCCGGAGAAGCUCCAGGCGGCCUAGGAGCUUCUGAAGCACAUCAACAGGACCAACAAGCACCGUCCAGUGGCAACAAUGGCACAUCCCAAGCUGUUCAAGAAGUUCCAACCCUCGACCCAAAUGCUCACCCGCCGCUUGAUGUGAAAGAUCUUCCUACACAAACCAGCUCCGUGAAGAUUCGGAUUCAAAAGGCACGGGCGGUAGUGGAGGGACUUCCAGACGUCCAGCGGUCUGUCGAAGACCAGCAGAGAGAGAUUGUAGAGCUUGAGGACCGUGUGGCUCGUCUCCGAUCUGUCAUUACAGACUUUGGAAGCCGUGCAGCAAAGACAUAG